Molecule: messenger RNA, 1493 nt
Organism: Lolium perenne
Lineage: Eukaryota; Viridiplantae; Streptophyta; Magnoliopsida; Poales; Poaceae
Source: RefSeq, a predicted model, not a curated record
ACUACUUCUAGUUUUAUAAAAUCUUUUCAGGAUAUUUCUUCAAAGAAAACAAAGAACUGAAAUGGGUUUUGUUUUUCAUCCCAUUUCUACCAAGUACUGAUUUCUAAAACAUUAUUUUCUAUUUUGUUUUCCAUUUUACAAAAGGCUUGUUUAUGGUACCUAUACCAUUUCUUGUCUUCCUCUUGCUUAUUUUACAUUUGAGAAAAACUCUACUUCACUUGAGAAAGUAAGUAGAACAUUUUGACCUCUUUUUUUUAGAACAACUUAUUUUUCCUCAUACCUAUCUCACUCCCCCAUUCUUUUCCAUCAACACCUUGACCUCUUGAAUUGAUUUUAUGCCACCAUAUUCACCAUUGGUAUUGUAUCUGUACUUCCAUCACUACCCCUCUAAACCUUGGAUCUAUCUCUUUCCAUCAUUUGUUUGCCACAAACAAAGUGAUAACAAAUUUUCCUUUUAAUGCAUAUCACUCUCACUCUCCAUUUCUAUCUCUAUGUCUCAACCUCCAUCAACAUUACCUCCUCAACAUCAUGCACAUGGAUGAUGUGCAUCUCUCUCUCAUUGUUCAUUUUUGUUUGGCAAGAAUGGAGCCGGCCAAUUUGUGUUUGCAUUCAAAAUUCGGCCAGCACUAUCUCCCCUUUUCCUUCUUAUACAAGCCAUGCCUCCCACCUACCCCAAUCCAUAAAUGGGCAGCCUCCCAACCAACUCAAUCAAUGAGGAGGCUACCUCCCAACCAACUCAAUCAAUGAGGAGGCAGCCAACCCACCCCCUCUCCCUCUAUAUAAAGGGGCUUGGCAGCCCACUCCCUCCUCACUUGCUCUCAUUUCCCACUCUCCACUCCUCUCCACUCCUCUCCUUUGCCUCAUUUCUUUUCACUCCCUACUAUUUCCUCCACUCCCUCACACUCUCCUCCUCCACUUCCCCACGAAAAUGGUGCUCCCCUUGCUCCCAUGGCCGGCCAUAGCCAUGGCAAGCCACCAAGAUGAAGCUCUCCCUCUCCCUCAAGCUCAUCCUCACCAUGAGAGCCUCCCUCUCCUUCUUCUCCCUAACCUUAGAUGGUUUAAUCUCCUCUUCUUCUCCCUCCAUUGCUAAGAUUGGAUCUUGAUGCAGGUGCAUGUUGGUCCAAGCAUGGAGAAGGUUGAGCUAUCCUCAGAUCUGAAGUUCUUGAGCAAAAUCCAAAUCGAGUGGUUCAAAGUUCUGCAGAUAGAUCAAGAUCUGGUCAGAUCUGACUUUGUCGAAUUAAAUCAGGAGCUUGGAAAAGAAUUUUUGAAUGAAACCAGUUGGGGGAUGUUUGGUUUAUACUAUGGUGAUAACCGAGAGAGGCAAUUGCUAAGUUGUGAUACUCUCAUACCUUUACUAGACGCGAGCAAUUCCGGAGAAGAAGAAGAAGUGGAAUUGGACAAGGUUUUUAUUUAUAUUGUUGGGAUUCUUAUAUUGAUGGAGUUGAAGAAGUACAGGGACAAAUAAGCCAAGACUUGAAGGAGUUCGACGGAUG